CCCCACCCUACCCCUACUCUACCUACCCGACCCCACCCUGUUGCAACCCUACCCCCGACCCCACUGCACCUACCCUGCCCCUAGCGCCUCUAUCACAUCGACCCGACCCCACCACCCUAGGUAUAGGGUGGGGUAAGGGAUGGGGUCGGGGUAUAGGGUGGGGUGGGGUAGGUGGAGUAAGGGUACAGGUAGUGGUGGGUUGGGUAGGUAGGGUAGGGGUGGGGUUGGGUAGGUAGGGUAGUGGUAGGGUGGGGGUUAAGGCUGGGUAAGGGUAGAGUCAGGGUAGGGUAGGGGUAUGGUGGGGUCGGGUAGGUGGGUAAAGGGUGGGGUAGGUAGGGUAGGGGUAGGUGUGUGGUCGGGUAGGUAGGGUAGGGGUGGGGUCGGGUAGGUAAGGCAGUGGUAUGGUGUCGGGUAGGGGUAGGAUGUGGUAGGGUUGGGUUGGGUCAGGGUAGGGUAGGGGUGGGGUGGGGUAGGGUAAGGGUAGGGUAGGGUAGGGUAGGGGUAAGGUGGGGUCGGGUAGGUGGGGUACGUGUAGGGUGGGGUCGGAUAGGUAGGGGUGGGGUAGGUGGUAGGGUGGGAUCUGGGUGUGGGUAGGGGUGGGGUCGGGUAGGGGUAGGGUAGUUGGGGUAAGGGUAGGGUGGGGUUGGGGUUGGGGUCGAGGUGGGGCCGGGUAGGUAGGUGGGGCAUGGGUAACAAUAGGGUAAGGGCAAGGGGUAAAUUCGGAAACUGAAAAAGCUUAAAGUGUCGCUUUGCCGCUUAAUUAAUACAUGGGGGGUGGUAUGCUUAAUAAGCGGCACUUUAAGCACCUCUUUCGGUUAGUAAGCGGCUUUUUAAGCAGCGUGCGUGUUUACUUCACCUGUCUUACUAACCUAACUGUGACUUUAGCAGUGAAGUAAACACCUCCAUAGUGUUAAACCGGAGGAACUGUGUGUUGUGAAUUUCUGAUGCAUAAGAAAAGAAGAAAUCACGUGAAGCAAAAUCAAACAAUAUAUUAGAUAAAUGUAAAACUUUAAAUAAUAGAUUGAGUUAUAAAUGUUUCUUUUUGUUGCAUCUUGUUGUAUCUUGUUGCAUCAUAAAUGUUGCUUUUUGUUUCACUAUGUUGCUUUUUGUUGCAUUAUGUUGCUUUUUGUUGCACCAUGUUGCUUUUAGUUAUUUAUAGGUGAUUUUGAUUUUUCGUUGUUUAUUUAGAUCUAAGUUUAUCUUUGUUAUUACUUUUUUAAAGUAAAAAAUCAUAUGCAUAUUUAUAUUCAAUCACCUAAAAUGAUAAAUUUGUGUUUAUGAAUAUAAAUCAACCACAAGAAACAAAAACAAACAAUAAAAACAAAUAAUUUCAGAGUUAUUGAUAAAAGGAAACAAAAAGCGACAAAAAACACAAUUAUAUACUCUGUAUUAAGUAUUCUUUUUGUAACAAUUUAACAAAAUGAAUUACAAGUUUCAUUUUUUCAACUUUUUCAAUUGUUCAAAUGAAGUUCUUUUUCAUAUUCUAUAUUUUUUAGUUUUAUAUUUUUCAUGCCUUUUGGUUUAAUUAAUUUUUCUUCUUUUUAAUUUUGUCGAAGAAUUUUAAUUUCUACUCCUAUUUUACUUUAUAGCAUUUAAUUUAGUUUUAAAUUUUUUCAAAGUUAUACAUCAUUUAUUGGAUUUAGACCUUUUUUACUUUUUAUUUAUUUCCAUUUCUAAACGAAUAACUAUUUCAUAAAAGUUUCUGAUUGCCUUUCAUAAUUCUUAAUAUUUUUCAAAAACAUUUUUAUAAUUUGUUAUUAUUUUUUAAUAUUAUUAUAUUUUAUAAUAUUUGUUUAUUUUUACUUUUUUGAGAAGUGUUUUUAGUUUUCCUUUUUUAUUUAUAUUUUUUUAUUGAUAUUUGAUUUUUUGUUUUAUACUUAAUUUUUAUACAAAAUAAGGGGCAUAUGAAGUCUUCUAAAAAAUUAACACUUAUAAAUGUUACAAUUAUAUAUAUAUAUAUAUAUAUAUAUAUAUAUAUAUAUAUAUAAUUGUUUUAUACAUACUUUUUGUACAAAAUAAUGGGGCAUAUGAAGUUUUUUAAAAGAUUAACAUUGUGAAAGAAUGUUAUUUUUCUUCAAUUUUUCCUCUUUACUAUUUUAUACCUUUUUCAUUUUUAGUUUUGAGUUUUGAAUUUCAAAAUUUUCUAUACAUUUCUUAAUAUUUUUUUGAUUUAUGUUGCUAAUUUAAAUUAUGUUUUUUUUUUUAAUUUAACUUGCUUGUGUUCAACUUUGAAUUUUUACUAUGCAUUAUUUUAUUUUAGUAUUGAUUAAUUUAUUAUUUUUAAAAUAUUAUCUUAUUUUUUAACACUUAUAAUAUUUUCUAGUUAUUUUCAUCUUUUUUACACUACUAAAUAUUUAGUGUUUUGUAUUUAAAAAUAUGAAUUGGAUAAUUCUUGGAGUUUGUAAAAGUUGGAGUUUGUAGAAAUUUAGCAACGAUGGUGUAUAGAGUGGGGGUGGGAGCUUCCCACGUUCGCUCCCCUGGAGCAUGUAUUCCGGUGGUGCGGUUCAACGUAUGGUCUACUUUUGAAAAGAAGAGAUUAGUUAGUUUAUUUUUGAAAUAAAACUUUAAACAAUUAAACUGGGAGUACCAUACGAUAAUCGUCUCUCUAGGGUUGGGCUCCUUAGCCGCCUAGUGUAGCUUUUCCCUUCCCAAUUCGUUUCGGAUCAGCUUUGGCAGAAAAGUUGGUACGGAAACGGAGGUGGUGCAAACUGUUUUCCUGGGUGCUUUCAACAAGUGCAGGGGCAACAAUCUUGCUCUUUUUCUUGUUCGAGUUGCUCUUUGUUGUGUGCGAGGAAGGCCUAGUUUUCGGAUGAGAUCUGGUAUCUACUUCGGUGAAGCGGGAAGGCGGAUGGAAGCUUCAAACAGCUGGACAGCGGAGGAAAAAACAACUAGUGGCAGUUUUGCUAUGACAGCGAGACAAGGAGGAAUGAACGGGCCCCGUGUAUUCCAGAUUUUGAUCGUCAAUGGAGAAUCAAUUGGUGUGGUACCGAUGGUACGCCCCCCUCCAGAACCACCACCAAGGGCUGAUCGACGUGAUUUGGAGUUUGAUUAUUUAUCGUUUCUGCAUUUUAAUUUUCAGGUUAAGACGUUUGUGUUUUGUUGUUAUUUUAUUUUAUGUUGUAAGACUCUUGCAUUAGGUUUGGAGAAUGAGAGGUCUACGGUAAUCAUCAUUGGCUAUAUGUUGCCCAAUUUAGGUCUAGCGAGUUAUAUUGCUUUGUCAAAGGUGAUUAACUCAGAAUCUCGGCCAAGGGCGGAUGGUUACAUGUGGUUCUUUUGUUAUCCUGUACCCUGCUGAAUGCUAUUUUAUUAAUCCAAAGUCACUUUGACGAUAAAAAAAAACUUUAAAAAUGAAAAAGGUGAUAUUACUUUUAGUUUUUAGUCUAUUUGUGUAAAACUACCUAUUUUCUUAGCUUUAGUCUUAGCCCAUUGGCCGAAUAGCCCGUUAGCCCUUUAUUGAGUUGCUCUACGCCUCUACCAAAUUACCAAUUCAGCGUUUCAAGCUUUAGCGUCU
This is a messenger RNA of Cuscuta epithymum, 3511 nucleotides long. NCBI's taxonomy places the organism in Eukaryota, Viridiplantae, Streptophyta, Magnoliopsida, Solanales, Convolvulaceae. The record is from the annotation of a GenBank genome assembly.